AUGCCAACCAUGGAUGACAUUCUAGAGCACAUAGGGGAAUUUGACUUUUUCCAGAAACAGACAUUUUUCCUGUUAGCUCUACUCUCUGCAGCGUUCACCCCCAUCUACGUGGGCAUCGUCUUCCUGGGCUUCACCCCAGACCACCGCUGCCUGAGCCCCGGGGUGGCCGAGCUGAGCCGGCGAUGCGGCUGGAGCCUGGCGGAGGAGCUGAACUACACGGUGCCCAGCCUGGGGGCCAUGGGCGAGGCUUUCCCCAGCCAGUGCCGCGGCUAUGAGGUCGACUGGAACCGGAGCGCCCUCAGCUGCGUGGACCCUCUGGCCGGCCUGGCCACCAACAGGAGCCACCUGCCUCUGGGGCCCUGUCGCCACGGCUGGGUGUACGACACGCACGGCUCGUCCAUCGUGACCGAGUUUAACCUAGUGUGUGCCAAUUCCUGGAUGCUGGACCUGUUUCAGUCGACUGUGAAUGUAGGAUUUUUUAUCGGUGCUGUGGGUAUCGGCUACCUAGCAGACAGGUUUGGUCGUAAGCUCUGCCUCUUGGUGACGAUCCUCAUAAAUGCUGCAUCUGGAGUUCUCAUGGCCAUUUCCCCAAACUAUACAUGGGUGUUAAUUUUCCGCUUGAUCCAGGGGCUGGUCAGCAAGGCAGGCUGGUUAAUAGGCUACAUCCUGAUUACAGAAUUUGUCGGGCUGAGCUAUCGGAGAACGGUGGGUGUUGUUUACCAAGUGGCCUUCACCGCUGGGCUCCUGGCGUUGGCUGGGGUGGCCUAUGUGCUUCCUCACUGGAGGUGGCUACAGCUCACUGCUACUCUGCCCAACAUCUGCUUCUUGCUCUAUUACUGGUGCAUACCUGAGUCUCCAAGGUGGCUGAUCUCCCAGAACAAAAGUGCUAAAGCCAUGGGAGUCAUUAAGUACAUCGCAAAGAAAAAUGGAAAAUCUCUGCCGGCCUCCCUUCAGAGCCUCAGACCUGAAGAGGAAGUUGAUGAGAAGCUGAAUCCUUCAUUUCUUGACUUGGUCAGAACCCCUCAGAUAAGGAAACACACUUUGAUCUUGAUGUACAAUUGGUUCACAAGCUCUGUUCUCUACCAAGGCCUCAUCAUGCACAUGGGCCUUGCAGGGAGCAAUAUCUACUUGGAUUUCUUCUACUCUGCCCUGGUGGAAUUCCCAGCUGCCCUCAUCAUCAUCCUCACCAUUGACCGUAUAGGUCGUCGGUUUCCAUGGGCUGCAUCAAAUCUCGUGGCAGGAGCGGCCUGCCUCGCCUCGGUUUUCAUCCCUGAGGAUCUCCAGUGGCUAAGAGUCACAGUCGCAUGCUUGGGUAGAAUGGGGAUUACAAUGGCCUAUGAAAUGGUUUGCCUGGUCAAUGCAGAGCUGUACCCCACAUUCAUCAGGAAUCUUGGUGUCCUUGUCUGCUCCUCCAUGUGUGACAUCGGUGGUAUCAUCACGCCGUUCCUGGUCUACCGGCUCACCAACGUCUGGCAUGAGCUUCCGCUGGUGGUUUUUGCGGUGGUUGGCUUGGUUGCUGGGGGACUGGUGUUGCUGCUCCCGGAGACCAAAGGGAAGGCUUUACCUGAGACUAUUGACGAAGCUGAAAACAUGCAGAGACCAAGAAAAAAUAGAGAAAAGAUGAUUUACCUCCAAGUCAAGAAACUAGACAUUCCCUUAAACUAAGAAGAGACCACUAUUGCCACGGCCUUGCUGUGAUGAUACAAGUCCAGACCAGAGAUUCCUCCAUUCACCACAAAGCCCAUGCAACUCAACCUCACUCCCCUUUGAACCCUACAAACUUAGACCUAUAGCCGAAUAGAGUUUGUUGUCCUACUAUAUUAAAAUCUUCCCAUGGGACCAGAUCCCACCAAAGCCCACCAGCUCACUCCAUUCCCAGAAUUCCUAGGACAAUGCUAUUGGUGUGUUGGGAAUUGUUUUCAUCUUUGUAUUUCUUUAUUUUAUUCCUUUUUCCACAAUGAUAUCAAACCAAAACACAUAGGGGAAUUGUGGGCCAGGGAAACAAAAUAGAAAAGAUCUGAAAAACAA
Molecule: messenger RNA, 2028 nt
Organism: Odobenus rosmarus divergens (Pacific walrus)
Lineage: Eukaryota; Metazoa; Chordata; Mammalia; Carnivora; Odobenidae
Gene: SLC22A2
Product: solute carrier family 22 (organic cation transporter), member 2
Exons: 11
Coding region: 1-1665 (554 amino acids)
Biological process (GO): transmembrane transport
Cellular component (GO): membrane
Source: RefSeq, a predicted model, not a curated record